AUGGCAAUGGAGUUUAUUUGGAGCCUAUCGAAUGCGUGUGACGGAGGCAGGCAGUGCUAUUCGUGGUUGAUGAGCAAAAUUGACAGUAAAUUUGAAGGAGAGGGCGCUGCAAGCUUAGCAGAUCGGAUGAUUAGUUCGUGGCCUUUUGAGCUCUUACCUGGCUUUGGGACUGGCUUUGACUUGGCGUGGAGCAAUGUAUACUGUGUGAGAAGCGACUGCUGGUACAACGACAACUUCAUUCAUGCUUUUACGAUCACGCUGGCCGGCACGUUCAAAAACAACACGACGAUAUUCCUGCCACCGCUUUCAACGCCAGCUGAAAGUAAGGGUGACCGAGUAUCCACUGCAGUUGUGAAUUUGUUCGCUAAUACUACGGAGUACUUGGUGUUCAUGCCCAUGAACAUCAAUAAGAACCACUGGACGUGCAUCGUUGUCGACCGCCGUUGUAAGAGGGCGAAUCACAAGCUGCUUGCUGAAGUUGCUGCGGAACUCGUGACAAAGAGCCUCCCCCAUCGGUUCAAGAUUACUGCUGUACACAGCCCCCUUCAGAAGGACAACGACAACUGUGGCUUGUUCGUUUGUCUGUACUUUUGGCGUCGCGUUUUCAAGGAGGCAGGAAAUGACUACACUGAAUUGGGUCUUUCGAGGCACCGAUGGGAUAUUUUGCGCACGGUGGUUAACUUCAGCGACAAGAAGAAGAGCAAGGAAGCGUAA
Messenger RNA from Phytophthora sojae, 714 nucleotides. RefSeq lists its product as hypothetical. Gene Ontology annotation, molecular function: cysteine-type peptidase activity. The record is from RefSeq and is a predicted model, not a curated record. The coding region runs from base 1 to 714 and encodes 237 amino acids. Gene Ontology annotation, biological process: proteolysis. NCBI's taxonomy places the organism in Eukaryota, Oomycota, Peronosporomycetes, Peronosporales, Peronosporaceae. The transcript has 2 exons.